Ruditapes philippinarum (Manila clam) is the source of this 1764-nucleotide messenger RNA. RefSeq names its product elongation factor 1-alpha-like. Gene Ontology annotation, molecular function: translation elongation factor activity; GTP binding; GTPase activity. The record is from RefSeq and is a predicted model, not a curated record. The coding region runs from base 173 to 1576 and encodes 467 amino acids. Gene Ontology annotation, biological process: translation; translational elongation. NCBI's taxonomy places the organism in Eukaryota, Metazoa, Mollusca, Bivalvia, Venerida, Veneridae. The transcript is spliced from 7 exons.
UUAGAAUAUUAGGCUAUUCAAUGUUUUAAAAACGUAGUUUGUAGCAAAGGCGAAUGAACCCAAAUCGAUAUCUAGUGCAUGUUUUAAGCUUAAAAUAGUUGUAACGAUUUACACGAUUGCACAACCAUUACGGUAGACACCUGGAUUAUACACCUGAAAAGACAUCGUGAAAAUGGGUAAAGAAAAGAUCCACAUCAACAUUGUUGUGAUUGGUCAUGUGGACUCUGGCAAGUCCACCUCAACUGGUCACCUGAUCUAUAAAUGUGGUGGUAUUGAUAAAAGAACCAUUGAGAAAUUUGAGAAAGAGGCUGCUGAGAUGGGCAAAGGUUCCUUCAAGUAUGCCUGGGUGUUGGACAAACUGAAGGCAGAAAGAGAACGUGGUAUCACCAUCGAUAUUGCUCUGUGGAAAUUUGAGACCACUAAAUACUAUGUCACCAUUAUUGAUGCCCCAGGCCAUCGUGAUUUCAUCAAGAACAUGAUUACAGGAACCUCGCAAGCUGACUGCGCUGUAUUGAUUGUCGCCUCCAGUACUGGAGAGUUUGAGGCGGGAAUCUCCAAGAACGGUCAAACAAGAGAGCACGCCCUGUUGGCUUACACCCUUGGUGUGAAACAAUUAAUUGUGGGAGUUAACAAAAUUGACAACACGGAACCGCCUUACUCGGAGGCAAGAUUUACUGAAAUAGAGAAAGAAGUUUCUGCCUACGUUAAAAAGGUCGGUUACAAUCCAAAAGCAGUAGCAAUUGUUCCUAUUUCCGGUUGGCAUGGUGACAACAUGUUAGAGCCUUCUAGUAACAUGCCCUGGUACAAAGGAUGGAAAAUUGAGAGAAAGAACGUGGACGGGAAAGAAGAAAAAGCUUCCGGCCUGACAUUAUUUGAAGCCCUGGACUCCAUUGUGCCACCGAGCAGACCGACUGAUAAGCCCCUUCGUCUACCACUUCAGGAUGUAUACAAAAUUGGAGGUAUUGGAACAGUGCCAGUUGGAAGAGUUGAAACUGGUAUACUCAAGCCUGGCAUGGUAGUAACGUUUGCGCCAUCACAACUCACUACCGAGGUGAAGUCGGUUGAAAUGCACCACGAGUCUUUACCAGAGGCAACACCCGGUGACAACGUGGGCUUUAAUGUAAAGAAUGUAUCUAUCAAGGACAUUAAGAGAGGGAACGUUUGCGGUGAUUCAAAGAAUGAUCCACCGAAAGGUGCCAAGAGCUUCACUGCCCAGGUUAUUAUUCUUAAUCACCCAGGAGAAAUUAAGGCGGGGUACGCACCUGUUCUCGAUUGUCAUACAGCACAUAUCGCCUGUAAAUUCGAGGAACUUAAGCAGAAGAUAGAUAGACGUUCAGGAAAAAAUCUCGAGGAAAAUCCUAAACUCCUCAAGUCUGGAGAUGCAUGUAUUGCAAUCCUGUGUCCAUCUAAACCAAUGGUGGUAGAAGCAUUCUCAGAGUAUGCCCCCCUGGGGCGCUUUGCUGUCCGUGACAUGCGACAAACAGUUGCUGUUGGUGUGAUCAAAGAGGUGGAGAAAUCAGAAGUUUCUGGCAAAGUGACAAAGGCUGCACAAAAGGCUACCGGAAAGAAGAAAUAACCAAACUUUUUUUUAUCAGAUAUGAAACAUGUAAUAAAGACAUUUGACUUUAAAAAAUGAACUGAAGUGCGUUAAAGUUUCUUUUCAGUUUUUUUUCCUGAUUUAUUAUUAAUGAUACUCUUGAGUUUACAAAAAUAAAAAUACCUGUUUAAAGGCUAAAAAGUAUGCAGUAAACUCAGAAGACUACA